CCCAAUCGGUAACAGCAAGGGGCGGGGCUGUGCGGCGGCUGGUGAUCAAUCUUAACCGAAACAACUGCGGAUGCUGUAAAUCAGGAACAAAAACAGAAGUUGCUGGAAAAGGUCAACAGGUCUGGCAGCAUCUGUGAAGAAAGAAAAAAAAAUCAGAGUUAACGUUUCGUGUCCAGAGACCCUUAGAACAGCAACGUACCGGCCGGUGUUUGUAUGCAGGCGCAGCAUCAUUUUGACUGACGUCAGUGGGUGAAUGUCGGUUUUGUCGGAGCAGGUAAAGAAACAAAGAAAUCGGGGAGACAGUGAAGGCUCAUACCUACACUAAAUCCAUAGCGAUAUAUGAGCAUGCAGUCUGCAGGUUUCUCAUGUUGUGGGGCUGUUUCUUGAAAUGUCUUCAAACUUUCUUCCCUUCCUCCAUUAACGUAGUGACUAUCUACGUCCUGCUUUAUAAAGAUUGUGGAUUGUCUCCGUGUGUCAGACGUUACCUGGGGGCCAUGGCAGUGGCGGAUCUACUGGUCAUUAUACUCGACCUGACUUUGAGACAAAUUCCUGUUGUUUAUCGAGAACAGUUUUAUUUCCUGGUGUCCAUCCCCGUGUGUAAUAUCCAUGCCGCCCUGCUUUAUGCAGCCACUGACUGCUCUGUCUGGUUCACUGUCACUUUCACCUUUGAUCGAUUUGUGGCCAUUUGUUGCCAGAAGCUGAAAAGUAAAUAUUGCAGUGAGAAAAUGGCGGCUGUGGUUAUGGGAACAGUGACUGUGCUGAGCUGUUUAAAGAACAUUUUGUUGUAUUUUAUGUUCACAGCUCGCUUUUGGCUGGCGAACCUCCCCUGGUUUUGUUUUGUAACAAAUAACGUUUAUUUCUCUCUGUUCUGGGUCACAAUCGAGUUCCUCCACCACAUUCUAAACCCGACUCUCCCAUUUCUCCUGAUUCUGCUGCUCAACGUUUUCACCGUCAGACACAUUUUAGUGACCAGCAGAGCCCGCAGGAGACUCCGGACUCACACCAAUGGGGAUGAUCAGUGUGACACAGAAAUGAGAAAUCAUUUUACUGUUUAUGAUCUCGGCCAAUUUCAUCCUGUUAUGGUCAAUGUUAAUUGUGUAUUAUAUGUGGAGACGGAUGUAUGAUUUGAUUGAUGUGCCUUUCUCGAUAGAUAACUUUGUGGGGGAAUUGGGCUUCAUGCUGCAGCUCCUCAGUUGCUGCACAAACACCGGAAUUUAUGCCGUGACCCAGACUAAGUUCAGGCAGCAGCUGAAGAAUGUGCCGAAAUAUCCCUUUACCAAAAUUCAUCAAUCAAUCAAAUUCACUCAUUAAUCAAUCCAUCCAGGAUUUUCAUCAUUUCAGCUCAAUGUUUCAGCACUGAAGCAGCCUGUCACUUUGAUAACAGACUGAGGGUCGUGCUGGUUUAUCCAACCUUAUCCAACAGGGGGUUACAGGGAAACAUGCCAAUGCUCCUCUCAACGCAGGUUCCAAUAAUGAAGGGCACCAUUCCAUUGACUGUAUUGAUCACUUCAAUUGGUAAUUAAUAAAAAAAAGUUCAUUAA
Messenger RNA from Stegostoma tigrinum, 1541 nucleotides. Its product is annotated as probable G-protein coupled receptor 139. The transcript is spliced from 4 exons. Bases 366 to 1124 code for a protein of 252 amino acids. The record is from RefSeq and is a predicted model, not a curated record. Gene Ontology annotation, molecular function: G protein-coupled receptor activity. Gene Ontology annotation, biological process: G protein-coupled receptor signaling pathway. Gene Ontology annotation, cellular component: membrane. Lineage: Eukaryota; Metazoa; Chordata; Chondrichthyes; Orectolobiformes; Stegostomatidae.